Parus major (Great Tit) is the source of this 7653-nucleotide messenger RNA. RefSeq names its product zyg-11 related cell cycle regulator (gene ZER1). The coding region runs from base 680 to 2980 and encodes 766 amino acids. Gene Ontology annotation, cellular component: Cul2-RING ubiquitin ligase complex. The record is from RefSeq and is a predicted model, not a curated record. The transcript has 16 exons. Lineage: Eukaryota; Metazoa; Chordata; Aves; Passeriformes; Paridae. Gene Ontology annotation, molecular function: protein binding.
CGGCUCCCCGCGCCCCCGGCCUGCGGGACACGGCGUGGGUCCCUCCCCAGGCACCCAGCGCCAGGAGAGACCCCGCGGGCUGGAGCAGCCGGUUCCCCAAGCACUGAGCAGACCCGUGGGGUGUCGCGCUGUCCCGGGCCCGCUCCAGCCCACGCGAAUGGCAACCGUGAGCGGGGCCUGCGGGAAUGCUUCCCCCUAGUGAGGAGCGAGGUGGAACCCUGGCUUUGCAGUGGCGGCACCCGCGGCCCCCGAGCGAGGGACAGACCGGACUGUGCCGACCCGUCCUAAGCUCUGCCCCGCGCAGUGGCGUCAGUGCCUCCGCCGCGUGCCGUCACGGCCUUGUGACGUCACUGAACGUCCCCGUGCCCGCCGGGUCCCCGCUGACCGAGCGUUCCGGCCGGGCCGGUGUUUCCGGGGAAGGACUCGGUGGCGCUUCCGGCGCGGGCGGAGGAAGUGACGGCGGGUUUGUUGACAGCCGAGGCUGCGGUGGGGGGUGCGGGCCCGAGCAGGACGCGGACCCCGGCCCGCCCCGGGGAGCCGGGACCAGCCGGGACCAGUCCCCCAUGGCGCUAGCUGUCCUGAUGGCCCCAUAAAUUCAUCCCAGAACUUCAUUUGAGGGAAGGAUCUCCUGCAUCAAAAGCUUCCUUCUGCUCUUCCCCUUGCCAUAAUUUCCCUCAAGAUGGCAUCUGACAGUCCUGAGUCGCUGAUGACCUUGUGUACUGAUUACUGCCUUCGCAACCUGGAGGGGACUCUCUGCUACCUCCUGGACAACGAAACGCUCCGGCUCCAUCCCGACAUCUUCCUGCCAAGCGAGAUCUGUGACAAACUUGUCAAUGAGUAUGUGGAGCUGGUGAAGACAGACAGCAUCUUUGAACCCCAUGAAAGCUUCUUCACCCUCUUCUCAGACCCACGGAGCACCAGGCUAGCUCGGAUCCACCUGCGGGAACACAUCGUGCAGGACCAGGACCUGGAGGCCAUCAGGAAGCAGGAUCUUAUUGAGCUCUACCUGACUAACUGUGAGAAGCUGACAGCUAAGAGUCUGCAAACCUUGGUGAGCUUCAGCCACACACUGAUCUCUCUGAGCCUCUUUGGCUGCUGCAAUAUCUUCUACGAGGAGGAGAACCCCGGGGGCUGUGAGGACGACUGCCUGGUGAACCCCACUCGCCAGGUCUUGGUCAAGGACUUUACUUUUGAAGGCUUCAGCCGCCUGCGCAUCCUGAACCUAGGCCGCCUGAUCGAGGGGGUAAAUGUGGAGACACUGCUGCGGCCCUUGGCCUCCCUUGCAGCUCUCGACCUUUCUGGGAUCCAGCUCAAUGAUGUGGGAUUCCUGACCCAGUGGAAGGACAGUCUGGUUUCCUUAGUGCUUUACAACAUGGACCUUUCAGAAGAGCACAUACAAGUGAUUGCACAGCUUCGCAAGCUCAGGCACCUGGAUAUCUCCCGAGACCAUCUGUCCAGUUAUUACAAGUUCAAGCUGACCCGGCGGGUUCUAAACCUGUUUGUGGAAAACCUGGUGAACCUCACUUCGCUCGACAUCUCAGGGCACACCAUGCUGGAGAACUGCACUAUCCCCAGCAUGGAGGAGAACAUGGGCCAGACAAGCAUUGAGCCAGCAAAGAGCAGCAUUGCUCCCUUCCGGGGUCUGAAACGACCACUGCAGUUCUUGGGCCUUUUUGAAACAUCCCUCUGCCGCCUGACCCAUAUUCCAGCCUACAAGGUGAGUGGAGACAAGAAUGAAGAGCAAGUCCUGAAUGCUAUUGAGGCUUACACCGAGCACCGGCCGGAAAUCACUUCCCGGGCCAUCAACCUGCUUUUCGACAUUGCCCGCAUCGAGCGCUGCAGCCAGCUGCUGAGAGCCCUCCAGCUGGUGAUCACAGCCCUCAAGUGCCACAAGGAUGACAAAAACAUUCAGGUGACGGGCAGCGCCGCGCUGUUCUACUUGACCAACUCCGAGUACCGCAUGGAGCAGAGCGUGAAGCUGCGGCGCCAGGUCAUCCAGGUGGUGCUGAACGGCAUGGAGUCCUACCAGGAGGUCACAGUGCAGCGGAACUGCUGCCUGACGCUGUGUAACUUCAGCAUUCCCGAGGAGCUGGAGUUCCAGUACCGCCGAGUGAACGAGCUGCUGCUGAGCAUUCUCAACCAGAGCCGGCAGGAUGAGUCCAUCCAGCGCAUCGCUGUGCACCUCUGCAAUGCCCUGGUCUGCCAGGUGGACAACGACCACAAAGAAGCUGUGGGCAAGAUGGGGUUUGUCAUGACAAUGCUAAAGUUGAUUCAGAAGAAGUUGGUUGAUAAAACGUGUGAUCAGGUGAUGGAGUUCUCCUGGAGUGCCCUUUGGAACAUCACUGAUGAGACCCCAGAUAACUGUGAGAUGUUCCUUAACUACAGUGGCAUGAAACUGUUCUUGGAGUGCUUGAAAGAGUUCCCAGAGAAACAGGAGCUGCACCGCAACAUGCUGGGUCUCCUGGGCAAUGUGGCAGAAGUGAAGGAGCUCCGCCCGCAGCUCAUGACCUCCCAGUUCAUCAGUGUGUUCAGCAACCUGCUGGAGAGCAAAGCUGAUGGGAUUGAGGUGUCCUAUAAUGCCUGUGGAGUGCUCUCCCAUAUCAUGUUUGAUGGUCCAGAGGCCUGGGGGAUCUGUGAGCCUCACAGAGAGGAAGUUGUGAAGAGGAUGUGGGCAGCCAUCCAGAGCUGGGAUAUCAACUCCAGGAGAAAUAUCAAUUACAGGUCAUUUGAACCAAUCCUUCGACUUCUUCCACAAGGGAUCUCCCCAGUCAGCCAGCACUGGGCCACCUGGGCACUCUAUAACCUGGUCUCUGUCUACCCUGACAAGUACUGCCCACUGCUGAUCAAAGAAGGUGGGAUUCCUCUCCUGAAGGACAUGAUUAAAAUGGCCUCAGCACGACAAGAGACCAAGGAAAUGGCCCGGAAAGUUAUAGAGCACUGCAGUAACUUUAAGGAGGAGAACAUGGACACUUCCAGAUAGAGGCAAUCACCCAAUGCCUCUUGCCAGCACUGUAUCCAGCUUCUCUCUAACUCAUUGUACAUAGGGAGGACUCUUUCUUACCAACUCGCCCGUUGGAAGGAAACUUUAUGUGUGUGUGUGAGACCCUCAGUAGAUGAAGGUGAAUAGGGGAGGGGGGAGGGACUUUUUGCACAACAAAAUGCUUUCCUUAACUUAGUGGACUUUUUUGUUAUGAAGUUUCAGGUUGAAGUUCCGUGUGUAUGAUUUCUGUAUAAAAAGAGAACAAAAAACAAAGACAAUUACAUUACGUAUCUUUUAACCUUUUUAUUUUAGACCACACAGAGAGCCUCAAAUGACCAUGAGCUUGAAGACCUUGUGUGAUCACUAGUGUGACAUGUUUAUUUCCCACUUUUUAGAAAAUUCCCUUUUGCUGUACUGCAUGAGGUCCUGUGAUGUCUGCAAGAUCACCAGUCCUGAAUCAGCAUUGGCUGCUCAGUGGGGAGACAGGCAGUGAUGUGGGUCAUUUGGAAGUAAGACAUUCCCAAUAAAGUCAAGAGGUCUGUUUUGUCCCCAUUGGCAGUACAGUAGGAUCUGCCAGCCCACCCAGCCUCAGAAGGUCAGGGAUGACCAGUAGAACCAUUUAUACAUUCUUGGCUACAAGAGCUUCUCUCUCAAAGGGAGCCUGUGCAACAAGGCACAAGGUUUGUUCACAAAGGGCUACACAUCUUCAUUCCAGUCCUUCACCAAACUUUUUAGUUGUGUUUUGUUUUGUGGGAAAGGGCUACAAAGCCAAACAGAGUAUUUCCCUCUGCAUACUGCUAGACCCUAGUCCAGAGCAGCUGUGCCCCUUCGUGCAAGUCCCAGGAAGGGACUGGAGCUGUUCUGUCAUCCCUCAGCCUGUGUCAUCACAAGCUGUGCCCAGUAGCAUCAUAAUCUUCUUUCCCAGGAAGCACAACUGGAAUUGGAGGUAGGGAUUCUCCAGGCACCCUCUGAAAGGCAAUCCCAGGAAAUAGCACCUUUUGUUCCAUCCCAAGAUCUUCCCCCUUUUCUCAGAAGCAGAAGGGCCUAUUCCUAUCAGACUCCCAGAAGCACUUACCAGUGCAGUCCCAGUCCCAUCAGCACAUUACUCCAGCCUGUGUGACACAGGUGAGAGGAGAGUCCCACUGAGCUGGUCUUCACCUGUAACACUCCUGACCUGUAAUGGCUCAAGAAGCUGAAGGCCAAGGUUUGCUUCAGCCAGGUACUCAGCAGUACAGUUGUCCAUGUCAUAGCCCACUGCUCAUCACAAUUCUUUGAGAAUUCACAAAUUUUCCCUUAGAAGGGAUUCUUAGAAGACGUUGUGCCUGGUAGAAGGAAGAUGAGCCCAUGGCCAUGCAGGCUGGGAUAUUUCAGGCCUCAGAGCACAGUAAUUCGCUGCUCUCUUCCCUCAUACACUUUGCUCUCAGAUUUGAGUCGCUGCUAUGAGGUUCUGCUAACGCUCAGAUUUCAUGUUGUCCUUGUGAGCACGUUAGAGACGGAUCCUUGAUCCACAAACUGACACUUUAACUGACAGAAUAUAAACUGCCUGGAGAGGUUUACUUUUACUGCCAAUACGGUGUUAUUCAAUGUCUUUUUUUUUUUUUUUUUCUUUUUAACCAUAUGUCAUUUGUUUCGGUAUUGUGAGAUCUGUACUUUUUUCUUUUAAGUAUUUUUCAAACAUAUAUAUUUUUGUGUCACUUUUAAAUUGUUUUCAUAAGAUUUGCAAAACUUGACAAAUUAUACUUUUUUGCAGUCCUUUGAAAUGUAUUUUUCUCUUAUUCCUGUUUCCUAAGAAUUUGCGUCCCUAUGAGCUUUGAGAUGGUGAUGCUUAUUUCAAGAUCUGUUUUCUGUGUAACAUUUGCUAAUCUUCCUUCUAGAUGCAAAACUAAGAGGGGCUGCAGAUACAGCCUUGGUUGUUAGGGGAGUCAGGCUUUGUUGUUUAAUUCCCCAUUUAGUGCUGCUGUUCUUGGGAAGUUGUUUCACAUGGCAGUGCCACCCACCACGUCUGCUUCCUUUCCAAUGCCCAUAUAGUGAAAGCUCCUGCCACUAAAAUCUUGAACUGACUGACAAAAAGCACUCAAGAUUCUGACUGUGUUGGCAAGGUGGGAGUAAAGCAGAAGGGGACACAUGACAGAUGUGAGGUAUCAGAAAGUCUUGUCCCCAGAAAGCAGCUGCCACAUUGGGGAGACAGUGGAGCUGAGGAACUCCUAUCUCAGCUGGAGCAGAUCCCAGCCUCUCCCUGCAAUCCAAGCCAAGCAGCUGGGCUCUACUCUGAGAUUUUGCCACAAUUGCAUCAAAGCUAAUGAACAACCAAUGGCUUGGUUUUAUCUGCCUUGAGACCCCGAAGGUUUGGGUUUUCCAAACCAGUGCUUCCACAAGUUGAGCAGUUACUGGAAUCUCACCUGCUGCAUCCCAAACUAACAAGAUCCAUACUACAUCAAAGCUGUUUCACACUGUAAAGGUAACCUCUGUGCUCACUGCUCACAGACCCUCAGCAAGCUAUACCUCAGCCCGAAUCAGGAUAAAAAGAUUUUCCCAGCAAUAAGGAGAUAAGUGGAACCAGGCCAGACUGUCAGAAAAGCUCAGCUUGCUGAAAUCUGUCACCUAUCCCAGGGGAAAGAGGGACUCUAACUGGGCUGUUGUAGAAAGCCUCGUGAACGAUUUUGACUCAGGCCACCAGCAAGGAAAAUGCCUGAGGCAGCACAUUAAAAGGAGUAACACCCCUGUUAGAGUAACAUGAGCUUUUGAGCUUUGCCUGCAAGCUUCAGUGUCUUCAAGAUUUUGUGAGCUGAAAAAUAACAUUUUCCCUUCAGUAAGAAGAAAAGAGGGAAAAGUGUCCUCUGAGCACCAGAGCACAAUCAAACAGUUCCUGUAACUGGAAGACUGAAACUAGUUUGGGCCUCAGUUUCCCUAACUGAAACUGAGUAACUAACUGAAGCCAUAAUGCAUGACCUGAAAAUGUUUUUUGGUGGCAAGGAUUUAACUGGUGCCAUAGAUCCAGAGCUGAGGACAGAACAGGAGAGUUGCCCAGAGACAUCACAUCAAUGUUCCGCAAAGGAAGGGAGGGCAAAGUGGCAGAUCUUUUUAUGAAGGUUUAAUGUAAAAGGGGAAGCUGGAUACUCUGAAAUGCUUGACUGCUCCAGGGAUGCCUCUCAGGCCUUCCAGCUUUGCUGGAUCAAAGGAACAAGCCAGGAAACUUCAACUCCACACAAAAUUAUACAGCCAGUGACUAACCCUGCUCAGAAAACCAGAAUGGGGUUCUAUUUUUCAAAUGAAAGUCCAGCUGGAGAGAAGUUCACAGCAUGUAAGGAUAUUGCAGAGGGGCUCCUUGUGCUCAGUAGCUGUUGGCCCACUCAGACUCUUCAUGUUUUCGCUACUACAUUUCCUUUAAUAUUCCAAAGCUUGGCAAGCAGAGCACGAACACAACUCAGUAGGUCCCUUCAGAGACUACCAACAAAGGAAUCUUCUACCUGAACUGUGUGUGGUUUCCUUCCUGGCUGGAGGCUGCCCUGUCCUCCAGUGGCCCUUGUCAGUGACCCAGCAGUGCCCAGGUGUCCAUGUUCUCUGGAGCAGAUAAGAGCAAACAGGUGAGCAACUUCCCACCAGUGCUUCCAUUUUACAAGAUCUGUGGGAGGAAUUGCUCAUAAGGAUUGGCAUCUACUUGGGUGGUGUUUAACACCCAGACGCACCAGACUUUCUCAUCUAGUCCAAGCCAAGAAAGUUUAACACACUGGUACUUGUGGCAAUCAGAACACUGCAGAUAAUUCAUCUGCACCACGGCUGCUGUUUCCCUGCACUUUCCUACUGAAACGAUUCUCUUCAGCACUGAAUCCUACCCAGCUUGUCACCUUGGCUGGGCUUCUGCUGCUGUCACUCUGGUCUCUGCAAAAGAUGAGUGGGAAGAAAAGUCUUGGAGCUGUGAGUCAAUUCCCUCUCAUUACCUGAAGAAGGCAAUUUAUUACCAGUAGGGCAAGAGCUAGAGGGCUCUGCAGUCAGGGACUAUCCAUAGAAAAGACAUUUCCUUGAGAUUGUUUAGGGAGGAGUCUGCCACAGCUCAGGUGUUAGAGGACAGCUUGUGCUGGAAAAAGAGAAUUAAAAGUAGGGAAACAGCUGGUCUCCAUGACAACCAUGUAUGUGUAUGAAGCACAGAGGGCAACAGUCAUCAGGAAUGGAUGAAAAGCAGCAUGAGGGCUGAAGGAGAAGAGAGCACUUAAGGAAUGAGGGAGAUACUCUGCUGAACUGAAACACUUCUGCUUUAGCAGACUGUUUUGAUUUCAUAUAACUGUCAGUGAUUCUCUCUGUAACUGUUUUCUUGUUUUAGAAAAGUUUUUAAGCUAACUAAAUAUGUAUUUCCUUGUUUUGCAAUGAAAAUACCCUCAGUUAUAAUGAGCAAGUGUCUCCUUUUACUCUGUCCAUGGACCUGCCUGAUGCUGAGGCCUGGUUCAAAUGUUUGUACCUGGUGAAACUGAGAAAAAAAAAAAUCAAAAUGCACAACUGUUGCUUCCUUACAAUUCUGAAUGAAUUAACUUUUCUGUUGUAUCCAUUGGAUACCCACAGUGUAUUAAACCUAGUGCUCAAGAGUGUCUUCUUCCUUUGUUCUAUGAAUGUGGUUUAUUUAGGUACAUUACUGGUCCAUUUGCUGUCAUAUAUUUAAUUAAAAAUGAAAGGAACUGCCA